Messenger RNA from Gossypium arboreum, 1422 nucleotides. RefSeq names its product homeobox-leucine zipper protein ATHB-12-like. Gene Ontology annotation, molecular function: sequence-specific DNA binding; DNA-binding transcription factor activity, RNA polymerase II-specific. The record is from RefSeq and is a predicted model, not a curated record. Gene Ontology annotation, cellular component: nucleus. NCBI's taxonomy places the organism in Eukaryota, Viridiplantae, Streptophyta, Magnoliopsida, Malvales, Malvaceae. Gene Ontology annotation, biological process: positive regulation of DNA-templated transcription. The transcript has 2 exons. The coding region runs from base 335 to 1033 and encodes 232 amino acids.
AGCAAUCACAUUACAUGUGGAUUACAGUAACAAAUGGAAAAAAGAUUGAAGACAUAGAUAUCCACAAGGCAUAAGAAAGAGAAUGUCAUACGAUACUGGCUUUAUUGGUUAAGAGAACCUAUCAAUCAUUUGUCUCAAUCACUUGAAAGCAACCACAUAAUUCAAGUAAUUCUAAAUCAUGAGCCAAGUAUAUAUCUCCUGCCACCCUUCUUUGCUAUAUUUCUAAUCCCAAACACAUUAAUUUACCAUUAAAUUAGAAAAAAAAAAAAAACAAAGGGUUGUUGUUAUUCACACUCCCUCUGUAAUAAUUAAAACCUAAAACAAAAAUCCAAUAAUGGAGAGAGAGUAUCAUCCAGCAGCAGAUGAAGCAAUAGCGGAACAGGCACCUCAAACUCCAAGGAAUAAGAAGAAGAAUAAGAUGAAGAAGAAGAGGAGGUUUAGUGAUGAGCAAAUCAGGUUACUCGAGUCGAUAUUCGAAUCAGAGACGAAGCUGGAACCGAGAAAGAAGAUGCAACUGGCGAGAGAGCUGGAGCUUCAGCCCCGCCAAGUAGCUAUAUGGUUCCAAAACAGAAGAGCCAGAUGGAAGUCCAAACAAAUAGAGCAAGAUUACAACACACUCAAAGCUAAUUACGAAAACUUGGAGUCAAGAUUCGAGUCCUUGAAGAAAGAGAAACACUCCUUGAUUUUACAGAUUCAGAAGUUUAGUGAACUGCUGGAGGAACCUCAUAAGGGUGGGAAGGGUCUUGAUGGAAGCAGCACGGGUGGUGGUGGAGGUUCAGAAUAUGGACAGACCAAGUGCGAGACUGAAGCUGAAGUGCAGCCAAGUUUCCAGCACAAGGAAUGCCUGGGCUUGCAAACUGAAAACGAAAGAGGUGAUAUAAAGCAAACAGGGCAAGGCGGAGAAGAAUUCCUAAUAAUGGACGAGUAUAGGAACGACUCCCCAGCUUCACCUGACAAAUUUUACGGGCUUCAUUCGGUUGACAUGUUCGAUCAUUCGUAUAUCAAUUGUCAGUGGUUAAACUUUUGGACUUGACACUCCCUUCCCUUCAACAAUAUUUUCAAUGUCUACCGGGGAACUCUCAACUUGGGGCUCCCUGAAACAUCAAUAGAGGCCUGGAAACAUGGAAAGUAACCACUGACAAUUUGUUGAGAAGAGGUAUAAGUGUGGGUCAUGGACUAAUCUCUCUAUGAAUUUGCUAGAACACGACCAGGUAAAAGAGUUCAAGGGGAUAGCAACUGGUUGUCACAGAGAUGGAUUUCUGAAUUUCAUUUUUAGAUUUCUUUUUUUGUUGUGGUUAUUUAUCGAUGUAUGAUAUUGUAAAUGAGGUUGUUCUUAAUUUACACUUCAAUGUUAGUCGGUCAUUACCAACCUAUUUGUUAGUAUAAAGAGCAGGAGAGAUAAAAGGAAUUAUUCUCAACAAA